GACACGCACUUGACCAACUCUCUCUUUUUUUCUUUUUCUUCCAUUAUUUUCCCCCAUUCACAUCCUUCUGAUGAACAGUGCUUAAAACUCUCUCUCUUCUCUCUUCUCUCUUCUCUCUUCUCUCUAUCCGAUUUCUUCUUCAUUAUUCCUGAUUUUCUCUCGCCGGAGUCUUCAGAUUCCGGCUGAAUAUUUGACUACAAUUUCAGGCGAUGGGUUCGGAGGAAGAGAAAGUCGUGGUUCCCAGAAACUUUAGAUUGUUAGAAGAGCUCGAAAGAGGUGAGAAAGGAAUCGGAGAUGGAACCGUGAGCUAUGGAAUGGAUGACGCAGACGAUAUUUUGAUGCAAUCUUGGACUGGCACCAUUAUCGGACCUCAUAAUACUGCCUAUGAUGGGAAAAUCUUCCAGCUGAAGCUCUUUUGUGGCAAUGAUUACCCGCAAAACCCACCUACCGUUAGGUUCCAGACGCGUAUAAACAUGGCUUGCGUCAACCCUGAAAAUGGAGUGGUUGAACCGAGUCAUUUCCCUAUGCUCUCCAACUGGAGAAGAGAGUACACAAUGGAAGAUUUACUGAUGCAGUUAAAAAAAGAAAUGAUGUCACCACAGAACCGCAAGUUAUCUCAACCCUUGGAAGUUAAUGAGGAAGGGAGGACAGACCCAAAGGGAGUAGUGGUGAAAUGUUGUGUGAUGUGAAGGAAGUAAAUGAGGAGUUUGUAAGAAUUUAAGAGACAGAGAAGAAAAAAAAAAGUGUAUAUAAGCAUCAUUCUAAAACGCUUUGAGGUUGCCUGCAUCAGAACCGUCUUCGUCUACAGGCCUUAAUCUUACCAUUUGAUUAUGUAUUAUGUAAUAUCCACCAAAACAAGGUGCCUUUCUUAAUAAACCCCUUCUUCACCACUUUUAUUUUUUGAUCUAAUAUGUAAUGAGUGUGGCCUAAAUUGAUGGGAAAUGGGAUACAAUAGCGCAUCAAAGUAAGAGCUUUUAGAGUGCAUCCACAUUAGGAUUUGGGUCCGGCCUUUAGAGUGCAUCCACCUUAGGGUUUUGGUCUGGCCUUGUCGUUGUUAACAUUCUUCUAAUUCUCGGAACUUUGGAUUCUUUUGAUGGCUUGCAAUUGGUUCUUCAGAUUUCACAACCUGUCAGAAGUGAUCUUCAACUGCUCCACAUUCAUGGAUUCAAAUAAUGAGGAACAGUUAGAAGGUAUGACAGGUUGUAAGUCUGAUGAACUAUGUGCUAGCCAUCAAAAGAAUCCAAAAUUUUGAGAAUGAGAAGGAUGUUGACAAAGACAAAGCUGGACCAAAACCCUAAGGUGGAUGCACUCUGAAGGCCGGUGAUAUUGGAUUCUUGGAUUCUGAUCAUUACGAGUUUCGAGUCCAGAAUAUGUUGGUUGUACGAAAACAAGGUGCCUCUCUUAAUAAACCUCUUCUUCAUCAAUAUCUUUUUUUUUGCUCUAUUAUGUAAUGAGUGACUGUGGCCCAAAUUGAGGGAGAAAGGGGAACAAGAGCGCAUCAAAGUAAGAGCCUUAUAGCAUAAAACCGAUAAAGCAAAAGUUGGAGGGGUGGGAAAGCAACUUACAUUCUCAUUUUUGGCAGAAUCAUGAAAAAUGAUUGUUAAAAGCCAUCGUGGAUUUUUAUGAUAUUGUAAAUUCUUUUUUGUUUCUAGGAAUAAAUAUAUGAAUAAUAGUGUAAGAAGUAGGAGUACUAAAGUUUGUAAAAUGUUAAAAAAAAAGAGUUUUGGAUUAUAAUAUGAAAUGGAAUGUUUUUGGUAGUUUGUAGAAGCAACGAUCUUAUACCAAGUGUGAACGUGGAGAGGAAGUUGAAGCGUUCUUUUCACCAGGACAAGACAAUAGAGAGAUCAAAGCAUAAGGAAUCUGUUACACUAAGCUUUUACGCAAU
Molecule: messenger RNA, 1885 nt
Organism: Thlaspi arvense
Lineage: Eukaryota; Viridiplantae; Streptophyta; Magnoliopsida; Brassicales; Brassicaceae
Source: the annotation of a GenBank genome assembly